This is a messenger RNA of Oryza sativa Japonica Group (Japanese rice), 609 nucleotides long. The record is from RefSeq and is a predicted model, not a curated record. Lineage: Eukaryota; Viridiplantae; Streptophyta; Magnoliopsida; Poales; Poaceae.
AUGAUGUUUCCAAAUCCAGAGACUCCAACCAGCCUUGAUGAUUUCCUGCCAAGCAUCAGGACAACACGCACACACACUCAUACUUGCAACCCGCCUGGUCCAUCGGCAACAGCGCACACGCAUACAUGCUACCACACCCACACCCAUGUCUUCAGCUCAGAUGAUGAUAGUUGUGGAGGUGACAAAGCCAAGCCAAAGAAGGGCCGCAAGCCAUUGGGCAACCGUGAGGCUGUCCGCAAAUACCGGCAGAAGAAGAAGGCUCAUACAGCACACUUGGAAGAGGAAGUGAAGAGGCUUCGUGCCAUUAACCAGCAGCUGGUGAAGAGGCUGCAAGGGCAGGCUGCACUUGAGGCGGAGGUGGUAUGGUUGAGGUCGUUACUGGUGGAUGUGCGAUCAAGGAUCAAUGGUGCAUUGGGUAGUUACCCGUUCCAAGCACAAUGUGGAGUUAAUAAUGUUUUGGGUUGUGAUGGAAUGGCUCAGUGCUUUGCUGGAAAGCCGGAGUUGGAUACUCUGUCCAAUUUUAUGGGUGGUUGGGUGUGGGGAUAUUCUCUAGGAGUUGUUAACUAUGCACUUGACACAAAUCUGCAACAGUCAGCUGGAGAUCCCUGA